Messenger RNA from Theileria annulata, 1704 nucleotides. RefSeq lists its product as uncharacterized. The coding region runs from base 1 to 1704 and encodes 567 amino acids. NCBI's taxonomy places the organism in Eukaryota, Apicomplexa, Aconoidasida, Piroplasmida, Theileriidae. The transcript is spliced from 11 exons. The record is from RefSeq and is a predicted model, not a curated record.
AUGUAUAAUAUUGCGGAAAAUGUGAGAAAAGGUUUAAGUAAGAAGGUUAUCAAGAAUAUUAAAUCAAUUGAAAGGCUAUAUAAACCGCCUGAAAAAGAUUUCUCCCCAAACUCGACUCUAAACUCCCUUUAUAAUAUAGAUUCCAAUAAUUUAAUAAAUAAUUAUGGUUUAAAAAGUACAGAAAAAUCAAAUAUUACACUUAUUUCACCUAAUAAUGGUCUAACAUUUGAAAAGAAUCCUAUAAGUUUGGUAAAUAACGGAACAAAUCAAGUUAUCGGUACAAAUUUGGAAAAUAAUGAUGUAAAUAAGUUAUUGAGGAAUGUGUAUAAAUCGUCGAGUAAUGGAAUAUAUAAUGAUAGUUUAUGGCAUAGAUAUGCCCAGAGGUUAAGGGUCAUUUCCUCCCUUUUACAACCGACUGACAUUGUAACUGUAUUUUAUUCUUUUGGGAAAAUUAGGUAUAAAGAUAUUCACUUAUUCAAUACUCUCUUCCCAAUCCUCAUUAAAAAUCUACAAACCAUUUCUGCUACAGUUACUCUAUAUAGUUCAAUAUAUCUGAAUUCAUAUAACCAAUUGGAAAAUGUUAUAGGAUUAUCAAUAAUAAUGAAUAGUAUGAAGAAAUUAGAAAUACGCAAUUAUGAUAUUCUCGAUUUAAUUACAAAUGAGGUAUUUUUUAUUCAUAUUAUUACACAUAUUAAUGGCGUAACAAACGAUAAAGCGAAUAUACAAGAUAUAACACUGGUUGCGAAUAGUUUAUCAUUCUUUAAUAUUUAUCACAUUAAGUUUUGGAACUCACUUUAUAAACUAAUCCUCAUUAGAAACAAUCAAAUCGAUCCUCUUCAAGCUUCCCUUCUCAUUUCUUCUGUUGCUAAAUUGGAUAUAAGGCAACUCUGUGGAAAAUGUAAUAGGAAUGUAUUGAUGUUGAGAUUAUUAAAGAGGAGAUUAAGGCCUGCAAUUGAGAAUAAUGAGUUGUCACCAGAGCUCAUUUCCUUAGUGUUACACUCACUCACGAAACUCGAUUUUGAGGCCAAACACUUUUAUAACUCUUGCUAUAACUCUUUUCAUCAUUUCAUACUACAGGAUAAAGUUGAUCUACAAGGAAUUGUAUUAUAUUUAUACACAUCAGUUUGCAUAUUAGAACCAAAUCUAGAAAUGGUAGAAAGAUGUUUGAAGAUACUGGAUAAAUCGAGAGGAAGUUUAAAAAGCUAUAAAAUCCUCAAACUAAAAUAUAUAAUCGACCACUUACAACAUAAACACCAAAGUAUUUUUUACACAUUCUUACGUCAAUUUAGAAGAUUUACAAUUUUUCAUCAAAUUCAUCAAAGAUCAAAAAAUCAAACAGGUUCCCAUAUAUACAUAAAUUAUACCAAUUUUAACAAAAUGCCUAGAUGGUCGUAUGAAAUGAGUUUAUUAUUGAAAGAUUGCGGAGUAAAACAUGAAAAAAAUAUCUAUUUUGAUUAUUUGAGGGCAGAUAUUUAUAUUAAGGAUUUUAAUUUUGUUAUUUUAUGCGCUGGUCCAUACAGCCAUUACACCAAAUCACAUCAAUUGAACAAAUUUACACAAAUUCAUCAAUCAACACUUUCUCUAAAAGGGUUUAAUAUUGGGAUAAUACCAUACUAUGAAUGGAAUCGCUUAAAAACAAGGGAUGAUAAAAUUAAUUAUUUAAAUAACUUUGGUCAAUUGUCUUCUUUAACACUUUUAAACUAA